Messenger RNA from Frankliniella occidentalis (western flower thrips), 1393 nucleotides. Its product is annotated as farnesyl pyrophosphate synthase-like. Gene Ontology annotation, molecular function: (2E,6E)-farnesyl diphosphate synthase activity; dimethylallyltranstransferase activity. The record is from RefSeq and is a predicted model, not a curated record. The transcript is spliced from 6 exons. NCBI's taxonomy places the organism in Eukaryota, Metazoa, Arthropoda, Insecta, Thysanoptera, Thripidae. The coding region runs from base 200 to 1348 and encodes 382 amino acids. Gene Ontology annotation, biological process: trans, trans-farnesyl diphosphate biosynthetic process. Gene Ontology annotation, cellular component: cytoplasm.
UCGCGCUCUCGUGAGCGUGGCUAAACUGAAUAUAGCUCUCUUACCAGGAAAACUUUCCUCCGAUCAGUAUGCAUGCGUGCGGCGUGGACCACACGCAUGGUGGCGUCCUUAAGCAGUCACUUGCAUCUCGUUGACUUAACUUUUGAGACGCUGGGCUGGGCGUCACAACUCCUCCACUUUUUGCACGAAGCUGACCGCCAUGUGGGCGCCGAUGAUGCUGUCGUCUCUAGCCGCCGCCCAGGGCCGCGCCUUCGUCGGCGUCCUCAGGGCCGUCCACGGCACGGCGGCGCAACUCGCCGCCCCCGACAAGCAGCUGGCCGCCGACCGGAGGGAGCUGCUCGCCUUCUUCCCCACCCUCGUCGAGGACGUCAAGGCCGACUCGUUGGCCGUCGGCAUCCCGUCCGAGACGGAGUGGAUCGGCAAAGUGCUGCACUACGUGGUGCCGCGGGGCCGCCUGUUCCGCGGCUGCAGCGCGCUCAACGCCUGCCGCGAGCUGCUCCCGCCGGACCGCGCCGCGCUGGGCAGGCCGCUGGGCCUCGCCUUCGAGAUGCUGCAGGGCUACGUCGUCAUCAUCGACGACCUGGUCGACGCCGCCGAGCUGCGGAGGGGGCUGCCCGCCUGGCACACGCUGCCGGGCGUUGGCGUGCACGCCGUCAACGACGCUUUCCUAGUUCACACGGCGAUGAACAAGGUGCUGCACCGCUACUUCCACACAGAGCCGAGCUACGUCCGCCUGUUCGAACUCUUCAACGAGGCGAUCUUCUAUGGUAUCAUAGCCCAGAACUACGAGUGCCACAACGGCUGCACCGGCGAGGGGAGGUUCGACGCCUUCGACCACGCGAUGCACGCGGCGCAGGCUCGCUUCAAGAUCGCGCACUACAGCUUCUACAGCCCGCUGGCCGCGGCCAUGCACCUGGCCGGCCUCUCGGACAGCGGGCGCCACGGGGCGCUCUGGGGGGUGGCCCAGGACAUCGGGAUGCUCUUCACCGUGCAGGACGACUACAGCGACUGCUACGAGCCCGAGUCGCUGUCGGGGAAGACCCGGUGCGACAUCCGCAACGGCAAAUGCACCUGGCUGGUGGUGGAGGCCAAACGGCGCGCCAACGACAAGCAACGCGCCCUGCUGAAGGAGAACUACGGUGUCGACGACGCCGAGAAGGUGGCGGCCGUGAUGGAGCUGUACGCAGAGCUGGGCAUGGAGCAGGCCAUCCAGGACUGGAUGCGCAGUGAGUACUCCAGGAUCAGCGAGGUCAUCCGGAGGCAGCGCGACCUGCCGCCCGACGCGCUGCACUACAUCCUGGACGCCAUCCGGCAGCCGCUGCUGCGGGUGGAGGAACCGUUACCGUAACACUAAGGGAGUACGCUGCAGACUGUGGUAGUAAAUUGUUAAUUU